Molecule: messenger RNA, 2334 nt
Organism: Malus domestica (apple)
Lineage: Eukaryota; Viridiplantae; Streptophyta; Magnoliopsida; Rosales; Rosaceae
Source: RefSeq, a predicted model, not a curated record
UAUGAUUUCUAAUUUAUGAUAUGUUUUUUAGCAUGUAGUUUUAGACUUUUAGCUAUCUGCUAUGCGUCUGCAAUCCGGUACGCCCGAGGACCUAUUUUUUCCAUGUUUGAAAUCCGUCCGGGGGUAUAAAAAAUCAGCUGGCCUUCUCUCCUUUUCAGUGCUCCGAAUUAUUACUUUUCCAUUGAGAUCUGCACAAAAUCCUCAAGAUUUCAGUAUUCGAAUUCUGGGUUCUCUUCAGACUUCACAGUUGUGAACUGGGCAGCCACUGCAUCUGGUUACAGAGCUUCCUGGAAUGAAGUUGCAAAAUAUUGGGAAUAUCUGGCUUGAUUGAUAGCAUAACUUUCUUAGCGAGGGAUCUUCGCAUUUUUUUGGAGAUUCGAAGAUGAAGAAACCGCAAAAGAUCACUCAGUACAGGGAGAGGCUGGACAGGACACUGGCAUCUCCUAGUCUAAGUGAUGAGGAAGCAUUAAAAACCCUUGUCAAGAAUCAGCUGAUUCGUUCUUUGGAAAAUGAAAAUGAAGGAUGCAAUGAGAAUAUGGUUGAAGAAAAGACGGCUGAAGUAUCCAAUUUACUGGAUAUGUUAAGGAGCGCUUCCCUUAUUAAUGACAAGGGAUUGAAAACCUGUGAGACCACAACCCAACCCGAAUGGAAAUUAAAACACGAUAAUGAAGAGUUCCGUGUGAUGUAUCGUGAGGGAAUUGAAGGCAGUCCCUUUCAUACAUUACUUGCUGAAGGCUAUGUAGACGGGCCUGUAGAUGUCUGUUUAUGCAUCUCGUGGGAGUCAGACCUUUACAAGAAAUGGUGGCCUGAGUCUACAGUUCCAACUUUCAAAAUCCUCUCUAGCAAAUGUUUGAAGAAGGUCAGGAUCGGUGAACAGAUAUCUUUAGUGAGGAUGAAAAUUCCAUGGCCACUUUCAGCUAGGGAGGCAGCUGUACACUAUUUUAUGUUUGAGUACUUCCAAGAUGAUCUGAUUGUUGUGCUCUUUAAAUCGAUCUCCGACUUGGAAAGCAUUGAUGAUACUCAUUGUCCCACCAAUGAGGCUACUGCUGGAGCAAAGGAUGCUGUAAGGAUAGAUAUGGUGGGUGGCUUUGCUUUGCAGAAGGUUACCAACGAAAGAAGUUACUUUCGGACAAUAUCAAGUACGGAUAUAAAGAUGGAUUUCGUCCCGCCAUCCCUUUUAAAUUUUAUCUCGAGGCAGCUCAUUGGCAAUGGUCUCAAACUCUACCAAAAGGUAGUGUCUUCUAAGCUUAACUGCAAUGACGAUUACAGUAAGGCCUUGAGUGGCCCACUGUACUCUCAUAUACGUGAAGCUCUUUUUUCACAUAAUAAAUCAAAUGGGGCUUUGGAAGAAAAGAAGCUACAUAAUGAUACAUUCAGUCUCUCGGAAGAACAUCUGGUAAAAGAUAAGACGGAUGAGAGUUUGGUAGAUGUGGAUCAGAAAGUCGAUAAUGAUCACCCUGCAAGUGGAGUGGCUCCAGAAGUUGCAAAAGUUAUACGAGGAGGCUCAUUUGAUGAGAUUGAGGAGGUAGAGAGCGACGAAAGCAGGCGACAUGAGGUUCAAACACCCAACAGAGUUGUUGAAAGGGAACGUGUAAAUGGAAAGGGAAAUGUUUUGGUCAGUUCUGAAGUGGAGCAAGCUCUAGGAACAUUAGAAAAGGUAAUUUAUAAGGUUCGGCAAAAUAGAUUGAAUGCUCAAAAGCGGUCGUCUUCUGGCUUCACCAAUGGAAUCCCGCCAAAGGAAAAUAAUGCAGGUAACCCAAAAUCUUUAGAAGGUGGAGUUUGUGGAAGUGGUGAACAUGUUCUUGAAGCAUCUAAAGAAGAGUUUGUCAAGACGACUCAGCCCGAGUCUGCAAGGAAUGGCUCUGUCAUUCACAACUCAAGCAAUGCAGGUUCGAAUUCCUUGUCCAAGGAUGUUAACCCUAACAGAGCACUACCUACUUCCCUGGAGCAGGAACUUUCGGUUUCUCAUGACAGUAACCAGGUUGCAUUGCUUUCCUCCAAUGACGGAACUACAGAGACACCUGCUGUCGAUCAUACUAUGCAUCGUUCCGACCGCAUGAACUCCGAGAUCAACGGCGAUCAAGAAAGUCGCCCUAGUAGAACAAAAAAGCCGAGGCAGCAAAAAGCGCUUCGGUUCUGUUGCUUCAGCAUCAGUUAAAGACAGAUUUUUAAGAGGUGGGAAGAGGCUGAACUGUAACUGUAACUGUAACAUGUUACCCAUGAGAAAAACUUAUAUGAUGCUUAAAGAUAUAUUAUACUGCUUUAGGAGACAUUAAGGAUGUACGAUAUUCUGGAAUAAUAAUCUACAAUAAUAAAGUAAAUCUAUUUGUCACA